AUGGGGAACAUAGAUUGUUCCGAUGUCAGGACGUUCAAGGCCAAUUUCACCGCCGAGGGAGUGACGGUUUUGAGGGAGAAAUUGAACGAGAAACUGAAGGAGUUGAUGGGGAAUUACACUGACGAAACACUCGUGGAUUAUGUUAUUGUGUUACUGAGGAAUGGUAGGGGCAAAGAUCAUGCAAAGAAUAAGUUGAAUGUUUUUUUGGGGGAGGACAGUGAUUCUUUUGUAUCCUGGCUGUGGGAUCAUUUGGCUUUGAAUAUAGAUCUAUAUGUAGAAUCUAAAGGAUUGCAGGAUGAAGCUCCCAAAAGCAAGCUUAUAUCAAAGGUCCAAGCCGGAGAUGAUGGUUUUCAGAAUUUGAAUUCAAAAUCAGAAAGAGUAAAGUCUAGAAGUCGCCGUAACAAAGAUUGGAAAGGGUUAGUGUGUAGAGAAGCUGAAGCACCACCCCUGCAGAGCUUUGUGGUUGACAGUAUGCAUUUAGACAAAAAAGUCCAAUCUAAAGGCAACCGUGCUCCAAGGCCACGACCACCAUCUUCUGCACCACCUGUUCAGAGGAAAAGGGGUUGUGCUUUUGAAGAGAAGAAGACUAAGAGGGGUUCUGUUUCACAAAUAACUGAUGAUGCUCCUCGACGGCUGCUUCAGUUUGCAGUGCGAGAUGCAGUGGCUACUUCCAGGCCAUCUAAUUUGGGCCCUUCAGUGGAGCCCUCUUUAAAGCGACUCCGUUCUGUAGUUUCUUCAUCCUCGGUUGAGUCAUCUAUGGUUGAACAUCCUCACAGGAUGCAGACUAUUUCCAGAGUGGCAAACCCCAUGGCAGCAUUGUUUAAGGCUGUGGAAGAAGCUGCUGAAGAUGUUGUAAAGUUAAAAUCCUCAAGAAGUGUGUUUGAUCGGAUUGGUUGUGACAUGUACCCAUCAUAUGGUAACAUGCAACAUGAAGAUAACCAAUAUCAGGACCAAAGCCCAUUACUGUAUCACAAAGAAAAAGACUCUGGUGAUCAGUAUGCUGCAAAUAUGACAAUGUUGGAACAUGAAACUGGGUUUUCUUCCAAUUCUUCUUCAGACAAUGAAGGGUUUGAUGAUGUUAAUUUCACAGAUAAUAGGGUGGGUAGAGUUUCUCAGUUGAGUUCUUCUAGUGGAAAGAGGGGCGAGGAUUCACUGAUGGUGCACUAUAACGUAGCAAAAAAUGAGAAUUGUAGAAUGCUUCUAAAAAAGAAUAGAAACCAGGAGCAAUCUGCUGCUGCACCCAACACUUCCAAGAUAGUGAAUAUUUCUGUUAAUGUAAAUGCUUGGAAUCCAUCAGUCCCAGCUCAAUAUCUUAAACCAAGAGAGGCUGCAGAAUUAUCUGGUUAUAAGACUUUAAACAGUGGAAUUGGAGCUCCAAGAUCUGACCUGAGAAUGGUGAAUGAGAAUGUUAAAACGCAGAAAAUUGACAAUGGAAAAGUGAAAUCUACUUUGAAUUUGCUGAAAGAGACUCAGAAGGCACAGCCAUCAACUCCCGGCACCGGUUCAAGUGCUGCCAGUUGUCCGUUAUUUGAUGCUGAUUCUCGAACCAUUUUUGCCAGCAAUGUUCAUUUUGCUGCUACCAAAGAUGCCAUAUGUCGGCAUUUUAAUAAAUUUGGGGAAGUACUAAAAGCUGUUAUAGUUACAAAUUCAAUAACAGGGCAACCAAAAGGGGCAGCUUACGUGGAGUUCAUGCAUAAAGAAGCAGCAGAUAAUGCAUUAUCAUUGGAUGGAACUUCCUUCAUGUCACGUAUUCUUAAGGUUGUGAGGAAAAGUACUGGACAACAUCAAGAUUAUGCUCCAGCUGUGCCAUGGCCACGUGGAGUUAAGAGACCUUCAUAUCCUUCUGCAAGUUUUUCCAGAUCCCCCAUUCCAACAGGCAUUCCUGGGGCAUUUAGACCUAGGCCCCCAAUUAAGUUUGGUGCCAGGAGCUUGCAAUGGAAGCGGGGUGUCCAAGGCACUUCAUCAGGCAAUGGUGCAACUUUAAAUAACAGUAGUAUUUCUGCACCUGUUUCUCGAGGUCUCACUUAUGUCAGAGCAGAAUCUUAA
Molecule: messenger RNA, 2046 nt
Organism: Lathyrus sativus (Indian pea)
Lineage: Eukaryota; Viridiplantae; Streptophyta; Magnoliopsida; Fabales; Fabaceae
Source: the annotation of a GenBank genome assembly